Messenger RNA from Parascedosporium putredinis, 1368 nucleotides. The record is from the annotation of a GenBank genome assembly. NCBI's taxonomy places the organism in Eukaryota, Fungi, Ascomycota, Sordariomycetes, Microascales, Microascaceae.
AUGGAGACCGCGACGAUGGGCCCUGCCGUACCCAGGCAGCCCUUCGCGAUCCACGAAGAUGCGCCAACAGACGAGAUUGAGAUGGUAGACGAGUCAGAGCAGCAGACGGAGGAGGUUCGGCCCGAAUCUGAAGAUGCUGUGGGCGAGGAGCCUGAAGAGGAAGAGAUGGAGGAGGAGGAAGAAGAAGAAGAGGAGGACGACGAUGCCUCGGACGGAUCAGAGAGUUCGGACGGUGAAUCCGCGCCGGACCAUGUCACCCAAGACAUGGAAAGGCUGCAAAGGAGCUUCCCGGGGUUCAAAGAGAAGUACCGGCUGAUCAAGAGGAUCGGAGAAGGCACCUUCUCGACCGUGUACAAAGCCGAAGAUCUCGCCUACGAUACCUAUGUUAACAACUGGGACUUCGAGGAGAAGGAAAGCGUAAAAUGGACGCCGCCACCGGUCAAGAGGCAACGGAACCGCGACCACGCCGCCCUGGCUGAUACUCGUCGCCGCCCCAAGUUCGUGGCGAUCAAGAAGAUCUACGUGACGUCUAGCCCUGCCCGCAUCUAUAACGAGUUGGAACUCCUCCACGUCCUCCGCAACUGCGCUUCCGUCUGCCCUCUCAUCACCGCCUUCCGAUCCACCGACCAGGUCGUCGCCAUCUUGCCAUAUUUCCGUCACGCGGACUUCAGGGACUACUUCCGCCAGAUGACCGUCGUAGAUAUGGCGAUAUACUUCCGCUCGCUCUUCGCCGCCCUCGAGGCCGUGCAUGACGCGAAAAUUCUUCACCGCGACAUCAAGCCCACAAAUUUCCUCUAUGACCCCUCCUCGAAGCGGGGGUUCUCGUCGACUUUGGCCUCGCCGAAAGGCAGGGCACCGACUCAAGGCCGUGCCUCUGCCACGAGAGCCAUUCUCUUCAAGUGCACCGAGCAGACCACCAAGAUCGAUAUCUGGUCCGCCGGCGUCAUCCUCCUCACCAUCCUCAGUCGGCGGUUCCCCUUCUUCAACAGCGCCGACGACGUGGAGGCCCUCAUCGAGAUCACGACCAUUUUUGGCUCCAAGAAGAUGAAGGCUGCCGGUCUCCUCCACGGCUGCGUGCUGGAAACUACGAUUCCUACGAUUGGGCUUCACGGCUUUAAUCUCGAAAAGAUUAUCCUGUGGUCCACCUGCCGUACCGACGGCGAUAAAGAGGGCCAGGGCCAGCCCCUUGACGCGGAUGAGAAACUGGCCGUCGAGUUUCUGAACCGCUGCAUGGAUUUGGACCCCAGUAAGCGGAUCAGCGCGAGCGAGGCGUUGGAGCACGAGUUCCUUCGACUUCCUGACCGUGACGCCCACACCGUACAGCCGGGAGAUGAUGUCGAUGACGAGAUGGAUAUUGUUCAAGGAUAA